CCAAAACCUCACAAAAUCUGGGAUCUGAAGACACCUCGAAGUGUUGCUUGACUGAGGACGCCCAGAUCAGGACCCUCCUUGCCGGGGAAGUCACCGAUGGACUGUGGACACUUGGCUGAGAGCAGCGAGGAGACCUCGGGCACGGAGCCUGAUUCCUUGCUGCCUCCUGCUGCUGGCAGCAAUCCCUGCCUGCCCUCAUCCUCUGUGCCCCGGGCUGGGGCAUCCCCGGGCAGACCCGCGGCUGCCAACGCUGCUCGGGAGCGCAGCCGGGUUCAGACCCUGCGCCACGCGUUCCUCCAGCUCCAGAAGACUCUCCCCUCCGUGCCACCCGACACCAAGCUCUCCAAGCUGGAUGUGCUCCUCCUGGCCACCACCUACAUCGCCCACCUCACCCGAAGCCUUCAGGAUGAGGAAGAGUCACCGGGAGAGGGCUUGGGCACCCUCCGAGGGGAUGGGUACCUCCAUCCCGUCAAGAAGUGGCCAAUGCGUUCCAGGUUAUACAUUGGAGCUUCAGGACAGUUUCUGACUCACUCAGCACAGGCAGACGGUGCAAGCCAAGGAGAAACAUCAACAGCUUCACAAAUCUAA
Molecule: messenger RNA, 588 nt
Organism: Calypte anna (Anna's hummingbird)
Lineage: Eukaryota; Metazoa; Chordata; Aves; Apodiformes; Trochilidae
Gene: TCF24
Product: transcription factor 24
Exons: 3
Coding region: 97-588 (163 amino acids)
Biological process (GO): developmental process; regulation of transcription by RNA polymerase II
Molecular function (GO): protein dimerization activity; RNA polymerase II transcription regulatory region sequence-specific DNA binding; DNA-binding transcription factor activity, RNA polymerase II-specific
Source: RefSeq, a predicted model, not a curated record